This is a messenger RNA of Amphibalanus amphitrite, 1395 nucleotides long. RefSeq lists its product as uncharacterized. The record is from RefSeq and is a predicted model, not a curated record. Bases 441 to 1151 code for a protein of 236 amino acids. NCBI's taxonomy places the organism in Eukaryota, Metazoa, Arthropoda, Thecostraca, Balanomorpha, Balanidae. The transcript has 5 exons.
CUUAUCACGCGAAAAGUAGAAAGAUAGAAACUGACGAUGAUUCGACUUGUACCUAAUUUGUAUUUUGUCUUCCAAUAUUCUUAUAUUUGGCAUUGAUGUGAUCAUGGCCCGUGGCCGAAAAUUCAUCUAAAACAAAAAUACAUGAAUGAAAAGUAUAAUUUUGUAAGGAGGUCAUUCAAAAAACAAUUAAACGAUUAAAAUAAAUGCCUUACAUUCAGCAAGCACUUAACGAAUUUAAUGCCCUCAUCAAAGGAAUGCCUUGAAUAAAACUCGCGAGGCGUAAUGCAUUUCUUUGGACAUCUAUUUUCUUUCCCUGUCGGUCCUGUUUGUAGCAUGCGCAAAUUCGUCAAAGACAUUUUUCGUUUAUUUUCAACGAUGCGAUAACCGUCCAAGUCGAACUUUUUACACCUUUGUUUGCUAUUCACGCGACUAAAGCCACAAUGGUAGUAACUCGACAAUCGACUCACCGCGAUGGAGGGGAAACUGGGGAGGAAAGUCAUUCAGAACCCCCUCCAGCUAUCAGCCGAACAUCGAUGGAGUUUCAGCCUCCGAUGACAUUUGUGUUUCAGCCACCCCAAAAUCAACUCAAUCAACCGAAUACUGCAGAGGAAUUCGAUAUACCCGAGGAGACAGACUCAAUUCAGUGUGAAAGUGAAACGAAGGAAACGGCCAGCGAAAUCACAGAAAUUGCCAGACGCUCAGACGUGUCCCCGUCCCGCGGCGGGAGCGAGGUCGUUCGUCUCCUCGCCAGUCUUCACGACCUCAGUCGCCAGAUGGAGAUCACCAUGGUUGACCUGCGCGCGCAGCUCGGCAACCAGCUGGGAAGCCAGUCUUGGUCCUCUGGAGACUAUGACCUGCCCGAGGACAGUAUAUCCCAGCGCGAGCGACCGGGUUCACGGGGAAUCAAACAGAUCAGAAGGGCCAUCUCGCAUACCUGGGGUGGAGUCGUCUGCCGCGUUCUCACCCUCUGGCAGCUGAUCUGUCUGAGGUUUCCCGUCGCCACCGGUCGACUGACGGAGCUCAGUCGGAAGCUCAGAACCCUCCUGCCCGCUCUGGGCUACCUCCUACUCGCCCACAUCUUGUAUGGAGUCUACACGACGCACCAGAAACUCGUGGAGCAGCAAAGGCGGAGAGCCGUGCCCUGGCUCUAGCGGCGGAAUUGGGAACUAGUAGUUCUGCUAUAGAUGACAGGGCAGUAGUGAUGCGUUUGUUGUGUUACGUGAAAUGGUAUUUUGUUACAUUUUAGCGUCAUUUGUGGUUGUCUUUUGUUUCCCUGGCUUCAAAUUACAAUUCUGCUUAUGUUUCGUUCAAAUUUUACGUGUCGAACUGUAGCGUGCAGUAAAUAUUAUGUCCACGAAUACUAAUGGUGUUAAUACAUUAUCCCCAUGCCUCGCG